This is a messenger RNA of Aegilops tauschii subsp. strangulata, 2320 nucleotides long. Its product is annotated as probable serine/threonine-protein kinase PBL19. The record is from RefSeq and is a predicted model, not a curated record. NCBI's taxonomy places the organism in Eukaryota, Viridiplantae, Streptophyta, Magnoliopsida, Poales, Poaceae. Gene Ontology annotation, biological process: protein phosphorylation. Gene Ontology annotation, molecular function: ATP binding; protein kinase activity.
UCUCGCGUGUUUUUCUACCUAACAAAGCGAUCAGCCAUCACAUGCAUGCAAGGUCAACACUUUGAAGGCAAAUUCAGCGCGCGAAUAGCUCACCAAGCCUGGUAGACAUCGACGGGUCUAGGUCAAGGUGCAGAAGGAUAACUCAGUGGUCAACAUUUCUUGGCAGCCGGAACAAGUUGUGGCGUGAACGAACUGUGCCUUACAAAGUGAGAAGAAGUGGCGAACCGCUGGUACAUAUCGCUACGCUACGGAGGGAGAAGGUGGCCGCGCUUUUCGUCGUCCUCUAUCACUGCAUGCACCCAUGACGGCCGUAUAGUUUGAACGUUCCAUCCGCGACUUGCAAAACCGCGUGACCGUGUGCCACUGUGCUGCUUGAUUGGGGUGCCAGACAUAUAAUGGCGACGUUGAAGUACAUAUUUUGCUUGGGUGUGCUACAGCUCUUGAUUUGUUGGUGCGUAUCGAAAUUCAGCCACUUGGAGGCAUUUCCUGAAGCUUUUCCAAAUCACUUUUUUUGUUUCUUCCAUCUGCCAGAAACUUAGCUUCUCCAUCGAUUAGCCCUUCCCCUAUGUUGUUUUCGGAGAUGGUACCAGAAGCGUAAGAUUAGGAGACGACAAAACCCCUUUUUUUUAUCGCCGGAUCUUUGGUGUUUCUCUUUGUGAUUCGGGUAGGUUACGAACCACUACGAUCGAGCAGAAUUUCGCCAGCUUCCUCCAAGAAAUGGGCUGUCUAUGCCUAUUCCGGGACAAAUGGAGGCGCAAGAGGCGGCCGGAGUCGUCGGCGCCGCCAUCCCAUUCUCAGGCAGCGGCGGCCUCCUACUACGCCGCCUGCACAGAGCCGUGCUCCCACGACGCGUCGGUACCAGCCGGCGCUGCCUCGACCGCAUCGCCAGCUUGCAGCGCUACUGCUACGAGCACAUCCGACGGCUCAGGCGCGCGGCCGGCGUCGAGCAAGUCCUUGGGCUCCUCCGCGCGGAGCCUCCCGGAGCUGUACGGGGAGAGGGGCGCGCACAGCCUGCUGGAGUUCGGUCUCAGCGAGCUCCGUGGCGCCACGGCCAACUUCAGCCCGCUGCUCAUGGUCGGCAUGGGCGGCUUCGGGUGCGUCUACAGGGGCGCCCUCCGCCUCCCCGGCGGGAACCCCCACGGCACCGCGGUCGCCGUCAAGAGGCUCAACCCCAACGGUGGCCAGGGACACAAGGAAUGGCUGGCCGAGGUCCAAUUCCUCGGCAUCGUCGAGCACCCGAACCUCGUUAAGCUCGUCGGCUACUGCGCAACACAGACCGAUCAAGGGCCGCAGAGGCUUCUGGUCUAUGAGUUCAUGCCCAACAAGACGCUGGACGACCACCUGUUCAACCCAGAGCACCCUGUCCUCCCAUGGGACGUCAGGCUGCAGGUAGCACUGGGUGCUGCUGAAGGGUUGCUCUAUCUGCACGAGGGCCUUGAGCUUCAGAUUAUAUACCGCGAUUUCAAGGCUGCAAACAUACUGUUGGAUGAGGAGUUCAGACCCAAACUUUCGGACUUUGGAUUAGCAAGGGAGGGGCCAUCCGAAGGCCAAACCCAUGUAUCUACAGUGGUAAUGGGAACCUACGGCUACGCAGCUCCGGACUAUGUCCAGACAGGGCAUCUCACCACCAAGAGCGACGUCUGGAGCUUCGGAGUGGUAAUGUAUGAAAUCCUCACGGCUCGACGCUCGGUAGAGAAAAAACGACCCAAGAACGAACAGAAGCUCCUGGAGUGGGUGAGGCGGCACCCAGCCGACAGCGAACAGUUCAGUGAGAUCAUCGACACAAGGCUUGAAGGGAGAUACUCCAUGAGAGGAGCAAGAAAGAUCGCCAAGCUGGCCAACAGCUGCCUUGCAAAGUAUGCAAAGAACCGCCCCACAAUGCUGGAGGUGGUUGAGAGGCUGAAGCUGGCAAUGCAGCACAAGGAACUGGAUGGUCAGGAUGUCCGUUCAGUGGAGGAAAGCUCGCUUCUUCAUGAGGCACCAACGACACCACCCAUGGAGGAUGAGGCUGCGGUGUCGGCAAGGCGGCGGAUGCUUCAUUUGGCUGCCCUAGGUGAGAAUGCAAAUGCUCAGGCAAGGAGAAGAUUGAUGCUCAUGAGGGCAGCUGCUCCUCGGACGUGAUACCCUGCCAUCGUUGAGCUCUUGAUUUUGACAGACUUUUUUUCUUGUUGUUCUGUUUGUUUUUUUUUUGUAUGAUUGUAUAUGGUUUAGAAAUUUAGUUUUCUCCAAUGCCGUAUCUGGCAAUUGAUGAGUAAAGUUUGAAGUGCUGGUGGUGGUAAAAAUAGGUUGAAAAGCAUGAAAUGCAGUUAUGCCUUUCUUU